Geosmithia morbida is the source of this 465-nucleotide messenger RNA. RefSeq lists its product as uncharacterized. The transcript has a single exon. NCBI's taxonomy places the organism in Eukaryota, Fungi, Ascomycota, Sordariomycetes, Hypocreales, Bionectriaceae. Bases 1 to 465 code for a protein of 154 amino acids. The record is from RefSeq and is a predicted model, not a curated record.
AUGGCAACGCAUCAUUCCCCCAUCACGGGCCUCGGUGUGACCCUUCAACCGGUAGACUCUAGCGUCUCACAGCCCGAGCGCGCAGGUCUUUCGCGGACGACGACGGCCUAUGACCCCCUGGACAAGAGCCCCCGGCCGAGCGGCGAGUCAACACCCAAAGUGAACCCCUUUGAGACGGACAUUGAGGCCAUGGAUGUGGACGAGACGUACCCCUACUCCAAGACGAAGCAGCAGCGCGCCCUCGACCGGACCGACAAGCAGGUCUGGCCUGGCAAGGACCACUGGAAGCAAGUGGCCAAGUCGGCCAAGAUGAAGCGCAGCUGUACCUGUAUGGCGCGCCUGAGCCAUCGUAACCGCAUCAUCGCCAAGAUACUCAUCGUCAUCCUCGUCGUCGGGGCCGCCGUCGGUAUCGGCUUCGGUGUGAGUAAACCGCUCGGUGCCGCCAUUUGGACAGACAAUCAUUGA